Messenger RNA from Xyrauchen texanus (razorback sucker), 7033 nucleotides. RefSeq names its product potassium large conductance calcium-activated channel, subfamily M, alpha member 1a (gene kcnma1a). Gene Ontology annotation, biological process: transmembrane transport; potassium ion transport. Lineage: Eukaryota; Metazoa; Chordata; Actinopteri; Cypriniformes; Catostomidae. The record is from RefSeq and is a predicted model, not a curated record. The transcript has 35 exons. Gene Ontology annotation, cellular component: postsynaptic membrane. Gene Ontology annotation, molecular function: large conductance calcium-activated potassium channel activity. Bases 559 to 4545 code for a protein of 1328 amino acids.
ACGCAGAUAUGUGAACGGGUUCCUCCACCGAGCCGCUCAAGACUACAAAGAGCAGUUUCUCUCCCGGCUGAAUAGCUUCGAAGACAUUUAUUAAGUUGGUGUGUAUGGGAGAAAUAUCGAUUAGACACCGCUGAGGCGACCCUGUCACUGGAGCUCGGACGUACACACGCCGUCUGAGGAACACCACCACCAACAGACAGCCGUUUUUCUCACAUCAGAAACCCCUUGCUUUCUCACCAAACGAAUAUUUCUUGUUAGACACCGUUUAUUUUGAAAAUAUGGAAAAAGACGAGGACAACCCUUCAAAAUGAAAAAUUUAAGUCGUCAUUAAUGCGGAUUUAAAUGUCUCGCGCUGAGGGAAACGCACUCGCGAUUUCUCCUCACGCUCUCCAAACAGCUUAUUUUUUUCUCGCAGAAAGAAACUGCUCAACAAUAUUAUUCACACUGAGCAGACGUGGAUAGAGAAAGCCCGAGCAGAAAGGAGAGGGUUAUUUGAAGCAAUAUGGCUGAUGGCUGGGGUUGGGGCCGCUGGCAGGAGCUCUCCAAAGCUUCUUCUCAAUGCUAGCCGUUGCAGAUGGCAACGGAUCCUAUGGCAGCAGCUGCAGCCCUAGAAUGAGUAACAAUAUCAUUUAUAAUAAAAAUUCGGACUCUUCUGUCUCUAUAUCGAAGAUGGACGUGAUCAUCCCGUUCUCACCAGACGUGCCCUGUGACAACAAUGGUCAGCGCAUGUGGUGGGCUUUCCUCGCCUCAUCCAUGGUGACGUUCUUCGGGGGUCUCUUCAUCAUCCUCCUGUGGAGGACCCUCAAGUAUCUGUGGACUGUCUGCUGCCAUUGCAACAUCAAACAUAAGGAGGCACAGAAGGUGAAUAACCCUAUGAACAAUCAGGCUGAUGGAGCACCGAAGACCCUGGGUGAUAAAGAAGAAGUCCCACCAGCCAGUGAGGUGGGCUGGAUGACAUCAGUCAAAGACUGGGCGGGGGUCAUGAUCUCAGCACAGACCCUUACCGGCAGAGUUCUGGUGGUGUUGGUCUUUGCACUUAGCAUUGGAGCUCUGGGAAUAUACUUCAUAGAUUCUUCGGAUCCUAUAGAAUCCUGUCAGAAUUUCUACGAAGACUUCACGUUACAAAUUGACAUGGCAUUCAACGUGUUCUUCUUACUCUACUUUGGCCUGCGUUUUAUAGCAGCCAAUGACAAGCUGUGGUUCUGGUUGGAGGUGAACUCAGUAGUGGAUUUCUUCACCGUACCACCUGUGUUCGUUUCAGUGUACCUGAAUAGGAGCUGGCUGGGUCUGAGGUUUCUAAGGGCCUUGAGAUUGAUACAGUUCUCAGAAAUUUUACAGUUUUUGAAUAUCUUAAAAACAAGUAAUUCCAUCAAGCUGGUGAACCUGUGUUCCAUCUUCAUAAGCACAUGGCUCACUGCUGCAGGAUUCAUUCAUCUGGUGGAAAACUCAGGGGAUCCAUGGGAGAACUUCCAAAACUCUCAACCGCUCUCAUAUUGGGAAUGCGUGUACUUAUUAAUGGUCACUAUGUCCACGGUGGGAUAUGGAGAUGUCUAUGCAAGAACCACCCUUGGACGCCUUUUCAUGGUCUUCUUCAUUCUUGGUGGUCUGGCCAUGUUUGCCAGCUACGUCCCUGAAAUCAUAGAGUUAAUAGGAAACCGCAAGAAAUAUGGUGGUUCCUAUAGUGCGGUAAAUGGCAGAAAGCACAUUGUGGUCUGUGGUCAUAUCACGCUCGAAAGUGUUUCCAACUUCCUUAAAGACUUCCUACACAAGGACAGGGAUGAUGUCAAUGUAGAAAUAGUUUUUCUUCAUAAUAUUUCCCCUAAUCUUGAGCUGGAAGCCUUGUUCAAACGUCACUUCACUCAGGUGGAAUUCUAUCAAGGAUCGGUCCUCAACCCACAUGAUCUAGCAAGAGUGAAGAUUGAGUCAGCGGACGCCUGCUUGAUUCUUGCAAACAAAUACUGUGCAGACCCCGAUGCUGAAGAUGCCUCCAAUAUUAUGAGAGUAAUAUCUAUCAAAAACUACCAUCCAAAGAUCAGAAUAAUAACUCAGAUGUUGCAGUACCACAACAAGGCCCAUCUGCUAAACAUUCCCAGUUGGAACUGGAAGGAUGGCGAUGAUGCAAUCUGCCUGGCCGAGCUGAAGGCAGGCUUCAUUGCCCAGAGCUGCCUGGCACAGGGCCUGUCCACCAUGCUUGCCAACCUCUUCUCUAUGAGGUCAUACAUCAAGAUUGAGGAGGACACCUGGCAGAAGUAUUAUCUGGAGGGAGUGGCCAAUGAAAUGUACACUGAGUACCUGUCCAGUGCCUUUGUGGGACUUUCAUUUCCUACAGUUUGUGAGUUGUGCUAUGUGAAACUCAAGUUGUUGUUGAUCGCUAUCGAAUACAAGUCAGAGCAGAGGGAAAGCAGUAUUCUGAUCAACCCGGGAAAUCACGUUAAGAUGCAAGAGGGGACAUUGGGAUUCUUUAUCGCCAGUGACGCCAAAGAGGUGAAAAGAGCAUUUUUCUACUGUAAAGCUUGUCAUGAUGACAUCACAGAUCCCAAAAGGAUAAAAAAGUGUGGCUGCAAAAGAAUGACAUAUUCCAAGAUGUCCGUCUACAAGCGAAUGAAACUGGCAUGUUGUUUUGAUUGCGGGCGCUCUGAGCGCGACUGCUCGUGCAUGUCAGGCAGUGUACAUAGUAACAUGGACAGCCUUCAGAGGGCCUUCCCACUUUCUUCUGUCUCUGUUCAUGAUUGCUCAACCAGUUUACGUGCCUACUCUCAAGCCAAAUAUAAGUUUAACGGAUAUGUCAGAUCACCAGCAGAUGGCGCUACAACUCCAGGGAAAAUGGGAUUGCUGAGACAGUCUGGGGUUCGAUUCAAAGCUGAAAGCAUUUUAGUCGAAGACGAGCGUCCGUCAACACUGUCGCCUAAAAAGAAGCAGCGCAAUGGAGGGAUGCGGAAUUCACCCAACUGCUCACCCAAAAUGAUGAGACAUGACCCUCUACUCAUUCCUGGAAAUGAGCAGAUUGAGAACAUGGAUACUAAUGUGAAGAGAUAUGACUCCACUGGAAUGUUUCACUGGUCUCCAUCCAAAGAGAUUGAGAAGGUCAUUCUGACACGCAGCGAGGCCUCCAUGACGGUUUUAAGUGGUCAUGUUGUAGUAUGUAUAUUUGGAGAUGUCACGUCAGCUUUAGUGGGGCUUCGAAACUUGGUGAUGCCUUUGAGAGCAAGCAACUUCCAUUAUCACGAGCUAAAGCCCAUCGUGUUUGUGGGCUCAUUAGAGUAUCUGAGAAGAGAGUGGGAAACCCUUCACAACUUCCCCAAAGUUUCCAUCUUACCUGGUACGCCAUUAAGUCGAGCUGAUUUAAGGGCCGUCAACAUCAACCUCUGCGACAUGUGCGUUAUCCUGUCAGCCAAUCAGAACAAUAUCGACGAUGCUUCACUGCAGGACAAGGAAUGCAUCUUGGCGUCUCUUAACAUCAAAUCUAUGCAGUUUGAUGACAGCAUUGGGGUCUUGCAGGCUAAUUCCCAAGGUUUCACACCUCCCGGGAUGGAUCGGUCAUCUCCAGAUAACAGUCCAGUGCAUGGCUUAGUGCGGCAGGCAUCCAUCACCACCGGAUCAAACAUCCCGAUCAUAACUGAACUCGCUAAGCCUUUGGUUUCAUUAAGUCAGGAAAAAAACAGUGGAACCAACAUACAAAUGAUAACAGAACUGGUGAAUGACUCCAAUGUUCAAUUUUUGGACCAAGAUGAUGAUGAUGACCCAGAUACGGAGCUGUAUCUAACCCAACCAUUUGCCUGUGGCACUGCGUUUGCCAUCAGCGUGUUGGACUCACUCAUGAGUGCGACAUACUUCAAUGAUAAUAUCCUCACCCUGAUCCGGACGCUGGUCACGGGAGGCGCCACUCCGGAGCUGGAGGCCCUGUUGGCUGAGGAGAAUGCACUGAGAGGUGGCUACAGCACGCCGCAGACGCUGGCUAACAGGGACAGGUGUCGGGUUGCCCAGCUGGCCCUGUACGAUGGACCCUUCGCAGACUUGGGGGAUGGCGGUUGCUAUGGGGACUUAUUUUGUAAAGCAUUGAAAACAUACAACAUGCUGUGCUUUGGAAUCUAUAGAUUACGAGAUGCACAUUUAGGUACACCAAGCCAGUGCAUGAAAAGGUAUGUCAUCACAAACCCACCUUAUGAGUUUGAGCUGGUGCCCACAGACCUGAUCUUCUGUCUGAUGCAGUUUGACCACAACGCGGGCCAGUCUCGAGCGAGCCUGUCCCACUCUUCCCAUUCCUCCCAUUCAUCCAGCAAGAAGAGCUCUUCAGUUCACUCCAUCCCAGCCACGAACCGUCAGAACCGCAGCAGCAAAGCACGAGAAGCUCGGGACAAACAGAAUGCAACAAGGAUGAAUAGAAUGGGCCCAGAAAAGAGAUGGUUUACAGAUGAAUCAGAAAAUGCAUACCCACGGAACAUUCAAAUCAAGCCCAUGAGCACUCCCAUGACCAACCAAGUCAAUCAGUACAAAUCCACUAGUAGUCUGAUUCCACCAAUCCGAGAAGUCGAAGAUGAAUGCUGAAUGAAUUCCCCAGCCUUUACCAUCAUGGAGGGAGUUGGGUCAUCGUGCUAUAAAAGAUGAGCUGUAAUCUUGAAAUGAUGACGGCGCUGAUACAUUGUUCUUCCCUUGUACAACUUGAGGGUUCGAAGUGAUCAGAGAACAGGAAGAGGGACCUCCUAUGUGUAUACCUUUAAUGUGACUUCCAAACUUUUGUAUAUGUAUACAUAGUCAUGUACAUAAUGACAAUCAAGUAAGGAUUGUACAGCCCCUAGCACUUUUUGAAAUUACGUUAACAGGCAAAAAAAAAAAAAAAAAGUACUUCCUGUGAUUCUUCGCAAUAUCUCACCUUCACUGUGACCUGACUCCAUGCAGAGGGCAUAUAUAAUGGAGGAUGAGGGUCACACCUUCAUUCACGUCAUCCAAACACUAUCCAAAGAUCGUCUUCAGAAGCUUCACAUCAGUCCCACUGAUUGAGUUGCAUAUCCUUUGUCCAUUUUGUUUUGCACUAAAAAUUACCACGUAAUAACAUUUGUGUUGCUCACGACUAGGGAAGAGUAAAAGCUUUCCCUCAGUUGUCCUCUCAGUUGGGUGAGAUGAGGCUACAGUAUGGCUGUUAAAGGAAUGGCUUUGUUCAGGAAAGAAAGGUGUCAUAAGUGUUUGCAUGACAGGGUAUGCAUUGACCGUACUCCUGCAUGACGUGUUGCCUGAAGUAACCUGAAUUUCUGGCUCAGGAAAGGAUGCCCUUUAUAUAUAUAUAUAUUAGACAGAGAGAGAGAGAGAAUAUGGAAAUGUGUUUGCUGUACUUGUCGUUUAAUGCUAAAUGUUGUCCCCAACGUAGCUUUUUGAAAUUGGCAAUACACUGAGGAUAUGCACUACUUCUGUUGAUGUCUUGCCAUUAUCCAUGACUGCUGGUGUGGCAUUUGUUUAGGAAAUUGUCUUUGAGCAAGGCUUAUUGUGCGUUUUUUUUGUAAGAGGCUCCGAAUCACUUGUUUGCGUCUGUGGUUCUGCUAUUAACACAACUGUGUGGUGACUAAUAUCACCUGCUGAUAAUUCAACAAUGAUUGAGCUUUUUACCCUAAAACCUUCUCAAACAUGAAAUGAAGCUGACAUGAAAAAAUACAUAAAAUUGCCACAUAUUGCGAAAAGUGGGCAUCAUUGGUUCCUCCUUUGGAUGUAGCCACUGCCUGACACAGGGUUGGCACAGGGGCAGAAAAGUGCUUGGAUGUUCUCUGUGACCAGCCAAGAUGCUUUAAACUCUGUUAUUGACAAAAACAUGCAGAAGCUCAAUCAUUAUUUUCAAUUAUCAGCCAAAAAAAAAAAAAAUGUUGGUGAUAAUAAUGAAUAUCAAGGUUGCACAUUAAUGUUGUACCUUUGUUAAGUAGAACAUAUACUGAAGCAAAUGCUUGAACUUUGAACUUUGCUUCAAGUGCUCUGUCAGAUUUAUACAUAAGUACAUUCUUAUUUUUUAUCCAUGAGCGUAAUCAUUUUGUACUUAUUUUUAUACAUAUCAGAGAACUUUAUUUCUAAAUGUAUCUUAUAUCUUAAUAGCUACAGUGCACACCGGUUUGGUUUCUUGUCCAGUUUUGCCGCUAACGACAGAACAUAUCACAAAACAUCAAACAGGACAAGUCAAAUAUCUCUGAACCAGAGUCAAAAAGUCACAAUUUCAGUUUCCAUUUGAAGUGGGAUGCUUUGAAGGACCUCUGUAGCUAUCAGGGACUAAAAACGGUUCAAGGAACGAAACCGAAAACCGAAAUUGAACAAAAAGUUUUGCAGAACGUAACUGAAAACCAGAACAAAGUGAUUUUCAACUGUUCCAGUGUGAAAACAUUAUUUGAAAUGCUAAUAAGCAGUUAUAACCGGUUAAUUUUGUUCUGAUAAUUUUUUCAUGAAAUUAAAGGCCAAUUAAAGGGUUUAUCAUAGUAAACGUUUGUAACUACACCACUUCAUGCUGCCUGAAAAAAUUAAACGUGUUUUGAUCCUGAAGGAAACUGCUGCAUCACACAUUUCUUUGCCUAAUUGCUCGUUGUGGAUGUCGCAUUCUAUGAAUGAUGACGUUUUUAACAACUAUGUAUAAUUACUACAUAUACAUGCACAGCUAAUCCAGAUACAAAACAUUAUUAGAGGUAAAAGUACUUUUCUCAGUUGUUUCCAAGUCUUCACUGAAUUAUUGUUAGAUAUGAUGCAUUAAUACAGAUUUGAUGCUGCCGGGCUUUGACUCAAAUGUUUUCCCUGACCAGGUUACUUGUUUCUGUUUUGAGAUCUGGCAACACUGCAAUUGGUAUUCCACCCACCCCUUACCACAGAGAAUUGUAAUUUUAAAAAUAACAUUAUUAACUGUUCUUUUAUUUUGUUCAAACCUUUUGAAAGGAGGCUGCGGAACGUUUGAACCAGAAUGAAAAAAUCAGAACGAACCGUAAUAAAAAACAUUUCGUUUUUAGUCCCUGGUCGCUAUACUACUAAAAACAGCGUGUGUGCUUUCAUUUUCAUAAGCUAACAGAGAUGAAAA